Messenger RNA from Thyridium curvatum, 1818 nucleotides. RefSeq lists its product as uncharacterized. The record is from RefSeq and is a predicted model, not a curated record. NCBI's taxonomy places the organism in Eukaryota, Fungi, Ascomycota, Sordariomycetes, Thyridiales, Thyridiaceae. The transcript is spliced from 3 exons. Bases 1 to 1818 code for a protein of 605 amino acids. Gene Ontology annotation, molecular function: aldehyde dehydrogenase (NAD+) activity.
AUGGCGAACCAGGCGCUCGAGGGAGGUUGGCGGCAGGUCGAGGCCUGGCUUCAAGAGAAAUUGCCAGUGCAGAUCCCUCCUGUUGCGUGGCCCGCCAUCUGGACAGCUCUGGCGGCCAUCAUUCUCUACAUCGUCUACAGCGCGACCACAUCUGACACGCCUAUUCGAUACAAGAUCCCGUCACCCAAGCUGCCCGAGAAGGAGGAGAUCCUAGAGAAGCCGAGCAUCAAGGCGUCCGGCUCGACAGCGGUCCAAUGCUACGCUCCGGCGACUGGCCAGUUCCUCGGCUUCGUUAACCCGUCCACUCCCGAUGCCAUCGACCGCGCCAUCGAUCAAUGCCAAGCUGCGCAGGCGAAGUGGGCGCGCACGACGUUCCGCCAGCGCCGCCACGUCCUCUCGACCCUCUUGCAGUACGUCCUCGACAACCAGGAAGAGAUCUGCCGCAUCGCGUGCCUCGACUCGGGCAAGACCAUGGUCGACGCCCAGCUCGGCGAGAUCCUGGUCACCACCGAGAAGCUGCAGUGGGUCAUCAAGCACGGCGAGAAGGCGCUCAAGCCGUCGAGGCGGCCGACGAACCUGCUCAUGUCGUACAAGAGGAACACGGUCGUCUACGAGCCCAUGGGCGUCGUCGCCGCCCUCGUGAGCUGGAACUACCCCUUCCACAACCUCGUCGGCCCCAUGAUCUCGUCCAUCUUCGCGGGCAACGGCAUCGUCGUCAAGGUCUCGGAGCAGACGGCCUGGAGCUCGCAGCACUUUACCAACAUCGUGCGGGGCGCCCUCGUCGCGCACGGCCACGAUCCCGCCCUGGUGCAGACGAUCGUGUGCUGGCCCCAGACGGCGAACCAUAUCACUAGCCAUCCCAAGGUCAGCCACAUCACGUUCAUCGGGUCUCAGGCUGUCGCUCAGAAGGUCGCCGCGUCCGCUGCCAAGGCCAUGAUCCCAACUUGCCAAGAGCUGGGUGGGAAAGAUCCGUUCAUCGUCCUGGAUUCGGCGGCCGGCAGGCUGGAGAGCAUCGCCGAGGUCAUUCUCAGAGGGACAUUCCAGGCCAGUGGCCAGAACUGCAUUGGAAUUGAACGUGUUAUUGUGACGCCUGCUAUCUACGAUAGGCUCCUGGGCCUCCUGGUCGAGAGGGUCAGGGCCCUGCGCCUCGGUCAGGACGCAGACGUGGGUGCCAUGAUCUCGGACAACCGUUUCUCCCAGCUGGAGGGUCUGGUCGGCGACGCGCUGCUGCACGGAGCACGCGUGCUGGCUGGCGGAAAGCGCUACAACCACCCCGAUCACCCCAAGGGUCACUACUUUACUCCGACCCUCGUGGCCGACGUGACCCCGGAUAUGGCGAUUGCCCAAGAGGAAUGCUUUGGCCCCAUCCUCACGAUCAUGAAAGCGCCUUCCAACUCGGCCGAGGACGUCCUCCGCAUUGCCAACGCGCCCAACUUUGGUCUCGGCUCGGCCGUCUUUGGCGCUGAUUCGGACCCGGUUCUUCAGGCUGUGGUCCGCGGUGUCAGGGCUGGUAUGGUCGCGGUCAACGAUUUCGCAGUCUUCUACGCCGUGCAGCUGCCGUUCGGCGGUGUCGGCGGCUCGGGCUUUGGCCGUUUCGCUGCCGAAGAGGGCCUGAGGUCCGUGUGCAACAUGAAGAGCAUAUGUGAGGACCGGUUCGGCUGGCUGGGCAUCCGGACCGGCAUCCCGCCUCCGAUCCGCUACCCGAUCAAGAGCCAGCCCAAGAGCUGGUCCUUUGCGAGGGGCGUCGUCGAGGUGGGCUACGGCAUCGGCGGGGCGCAGAAGGCCAAGGGGUUGGUCAACAUCCUGCGCAACAGCUGA